GAGUUUCCCCGCAAAACCCUAAGGCUUCGCUUCAGAUCCCUAGUGUUUUCUUUGUUUGUUUUCAAUUUCUGUCCUCGCCAUUUCUCCCUCUAAUUUAUGGGCGGUUUUCAUGGAUACCGACUCGGCGAGAGCUUCGAUGGAGUCGGUGCAGGGGUCAGAACGUGUUCCUGAGUCGAACGAAUCGCAUCUCUCGGGAACAUGCGGCGGUUCUUUCGACGGUGGCAUUGAUGUCUCCGUCGUGCCUCCGGAACCGUCUUCGGCUGGUAGCGGAGGAGGUGGAGGAGAAGGCGGGGCUGUAAAUUCCGCGGCGGAGGUCAGUCAUUCGGUUGACGCUGGCGCUGUCUUGGAGGUCGUGCCUCUGGAGCUCUCGACGGAGAUUGGCGAGGGAGUUCGAAAAGGUGAAGGCGCGAGUCUAAGUUCCGUCCCGGAGGUUAGUGAUUCGGUUUACAGUGGUCCUGCCUUGGAGAUCGUGCCUAUGGAACCAUCUUCGGCUAUUGACGUGGGACGAAGAGAAGGUACGAUUUUUAUUCCUAAAGAGAGGGAUUCCGCGAUUGGGGUUGGUGAUCAUGUUUAUGGUGGCUCUACUGUGGAUGUCGUGCCAUUCGAACCGUGUCCGGGGAUUGGUGAGGGAGGAGAAGGAGGAGUUACUGCCACAAUUGUUCAAGAGGGUAAUUCGGUUGCUGAGAUCAACGACUCAUGGCUUGUUGGAGGGGAAAUGGAGGUAGAAGCGGCUAAUUUACCAAACUUUGAUUGGGAAAAGGAUUAUGUUUGCAGAGACAGACAGGAGAAAAAGAAUGAAUUCUCUGAAAAAGAUGAGCAGCCGGCAUUUCCAGUCCUUAGACAAGAAGGUGUAGAGAACAGGGAAGAGGGCCAACAGGAGGUGGACGGCAGAAUCGUGGCCGAUGAUGAGGGUAAUGGAGUGGCGAAGGGCCAUAUAGGGGCGAUAACAGGGUCAGAUGAGACAAAUGCGGUAGCUGCAAUGGAGGAGGAAGAUCCAGGGCAGGUUGCCUCCUUGGCAGAUAAUGUUGACGAGGGAGAGAUUCCUGAUGAUAAAGUGCUAGCUAGCAUUGCUGGGUCUACGGAAAUUCUUCAGCGGGAUAAAGGUUUAGGAGAUAGUGCCUGCGAAUUAGGAAGCCAAUUGGAAUUGAAAGAGCCAUCACAAGAGUCACAUGAUGAAGAAGUUAAGGAUGCCACAGAUGGAGAUGAAAGAGGAGAGAUAGUUGUAAAAAAAAAUGCUGUGGAUGGUCAGUGUAUUCAGGGAGCUGAGACUGAGAUUGGGGAAAAGGAAGGGGAAGAAAAGAAGACUGAUGCCGUGGAGAGAGAAGACGAGCCUAUGAUGGAGAUUGAAACUAAGCCUCAGGAGGUGGACGCAGCUGAGGCUGCAGAGACUGAGACUGGGGCUAGAAUAGAGGAAGAACAGCAGGGUGUUGUCAGGGAGAGAGAAGAUGUGAAUAUGUCCAAUACCCAACCUAGACCUCAAGAGAUGGACAUUGCACCUGGUGAGGUUGCAGAAAAAAAUGUUCUGGUGGGUCAAUUGUCAACUGAUAUUACCCAGUUUGCUGGGGGAGAAGGAAACAAUCAGGAGACUGUUGUGGUUGAUGCGGAGAAGAUGGUUGUGAAGGAUCUUGAAGCUGGUGAAUCGGUCAGACAGGUUUCGGAAUCCACUGAAGAAGUAGAAACUAAUGCUGAAAAUGUGGCAGGUAUGGAGAAAGAAGGGAAUGUGAUCGGUGGUGUCGAAGUAGCAGCACAGAUGGUAAAUGCAGAAGUUGUAGAAGCAUCUGAAAAAGUGACUGAAGUAGGGGUAACUAAGAUUUCUCAAGUUGAGGAAAAAACUGAUGUAAGGACUGAACAUGAAAUUGAAUUUCAGAAGGAAGCUGAUGAGCCUAAAGAUAUGGAAACACAGGGAGACUCUUCUGUAGCUGAUAUAGUUGAGGACAGGGAGAACCGUGAGGAUACUGAAAUGACAGAGACACAGGAGGAGACCAUGAUGGCCGAGACAGGAGAGGAAGGAGAGGAUGUUGAGGAAGAAAAUAAGAGCAUUGGAGCAAAGAGGAAGCGGGGGAGAAAUUUAAAACAGCCGAAAGGGUCGGCAAAGAAGAAAGAGGAAGAUGUUUGUUUCAUUUGCUUCGAUGGUGGUGAUCUUGUCCUUUGCGAUCGCAGGGGUUGCCCAAAAGCUUACCACCCUUCCUGUGUUGGUCGAGAUGAGGCUUUCUUCCAUUCAAAGGAUAAAUGGAACUGUGGAUGGCACCUGUGUAGUAAAUGUGAGAAAACUGCGACCUACCUGUGUCACACAUGCACGUUUUCUUUAUGCAAGGGGUGUGUCAAGGAUUCUGUCUUCUUUUGUGUAAGAGGCAAUAAGGGUUUAUGUGAAACAUGUAUGGACACAGUCAGGUUGAUAGAAAGCAAGGAGCAGGAGAAGAAGGAGCCGGCACAGCUUGAUUUUGAUGACAAAAGCAGCUGGGAGUAUCUCUUCAAAGAUUACUGGAUUGAUCUGAAAGCCCAACUAUCUAUAACUCAAGAGGAGCUUGAUCAGGCUAAAAGCCCUUGGAAAAGGCAUGGUACACAAGCUACUAAACCAGAGACGACCAGCAAGAAUGAUUAUGCAAGUGAUGGAGUAUCAGAUUCCGAUAGCCCUCCAAAAAGGAGGAAGACAAGGAGACAAUCGAAGUCUGGUGGACAGAUCUUAUCAGGUAAUGAUAAAAGUUCAUCUGGUGAAAAUGUUGAGUGGGCUUCCAAGGAACUCUUGGAUGUUGUUGUGCACAUGAGACAUGGGGACAGAUCCUUCUUACCUCAGUCAGAAGUACAUACUCUCCUACUAGACUAUAUAAAGAGAUACAAUCUUCGUGACCCUCGCCGGAAAAGCCAAGUCAUUUGUGACUCCAGGCUUCAGAAUCUGUUCGGAAAAUCACACGUGGGGCACUUUGAGAUGUUAAAUCUCCUCGAUUCUCAUUUUCUUAUCAAGAAGGAAUCUCAUGCACAGGCCAUUCGAAGUACCGUUGUUGAUACAGAAGCUGAUCAUGUUGAUGCUGAUGAAAGCUUGGAUCACCCGAUGAAAACUGGGAAGGAUAAGAAACGCAAAACUCACAGAAAGGUUGGCAGUAGGGGGCGCCAGUCUAAUCUUGAUGAUUUUGCAGCAAUUGAUAUGCAUAACAUUAAUUUGAUAUACUUGAGGCGGAGCUUGGUGGAGGAUGUACUUGAAGAUCUUUCAUCGUUCCAAGAAAAAGUGGUCGGUGCAUUUGUUAGGUUAAGAAUAUCUGGCAAUCAAAAGCAAGAUUUGUACCGAUUGGUUCAAGUUGCCGGCACAAGCAAAGCUGUUGAACCAUAUAAGGUUGGCAAAAAAACAACCGACUUUGUACUCGAGAUAUUGAAUCUGGACAAAACAGAAGUGAUAUCUGUCGACAUUAUAUCAAAUCAAGAUUUCACUGAGGAUGAAUGCAAGCGUCUAAGGCAGAGCAUAAAGUGUGGAUUUAUUAGCAGGCUGACAGUGGGUGGUAUUCAAGAAAAAGCCAUUGCUUUGCAGGAAGUGAGAGUUAAAAAUUUGCUGGAAGGAGAGAUUGUGCGAUUGAGUCAUUUGCGUGAUCGUGCCAGUGAUAUGGGCCGCAGAAAAGAGCUUCGAGAGUGUGUUGAGAAACUGCAAGUGCUAAAGUCUCCAGAGGAACGCCAACGGAGGUUAGAAGAAAUUCCAGAGAUACAUGUUGAUCCUAGUAUGGAUCCAGAUUGUGAAUCUGAGGAUGAAGAUGAAAAAGAAGAGAAGCAAAGAGAGAAAUAUCUCAGGCCUCGUAGCAGUAGCUUCAACAGGAGAGGACGGGAACCGAUAUCUCCAAGAGCAGGAGGAUAUGGUUCGAGUUAUUCAUGGGGUGGCACAAGAAACUAUUCAAGCGAGAACCGUGAACUAAGCAGAAAUCUGUCUGGUAGAGGUUUUUCUAGUAGAGGGGAUAAUCCUGCUGGUGGAUCCGGUGAUAGAGCCAAUGAAAGUCUGUGGACUUCAGGCAGAGACAGAGAAUUGCAACAAUCUGCAAGCCCUGAGAAGCCAGGAUCUGUUUCUCAGAGUUCCAAUCGUGUUGGAACAGCGGAGUUGUCUCCUAGGGUAGGGUCAGAAAUCUCACCUGCACCUCUACCUACGUCUGUCACUGAACCCAUUUCCCAGAUUAAUGAAUCAGAAAAGAUGUGGCAUUACAAGGACCCGUCCGGUAAAGUACAAGGACCUUUUUCGAUGGUGCAGCUCCGUAAAUGGAACAACACUGGAUACUUUCCUGCUCAGGAGACACAGGAUGACUCUGUUCCUCUGGCCGAUGCAUUGGCUGGGCGAUUUCCGAAGCAAACCCAGACAGGCAUUUAUUCUGUUCGGGCUUCUUGUCCAUCGAGCCAGUCUGCUGGAGGAGGAUUGAAAUCUGAACCUGAAUUCGGUUCCAGUGGCAGGACUGCUCCUUCAACCCUUGAAAUUCCGAAGUCUCAGGAUAAUACUUGGGGUCCGAGUUCAGGUUCAGGCACAAACCUUCCGUCCCCUACUCCAAAUCAAACCACGACUCCAACUGCAACAAGGAGACGGAGUUAUGAGAGCAGAUGGUCCUCGACUCCUGCUCAGACGCCUGUCCAGUCGACUGUUCAGUUGGCAAACUCUUUUAUUCCACCAUCUGCCACGAAUCCAGUUUCCGCCAGGCCUGAUGUCCCAAUGACUCAUGUUGGUUCUGCUAUGGCUCUUCCAUCUUUGACACCGGCUGGUCUAAAUCAGGGCCGGGGAACCAUGCAGGCCAAGAAACUGGAUUCCAGUGGUUCUACUCAGAUUCCAUCUCAUGGUCACAUUGCCCCAUCUUCUUCCCAGAGUUCCUCCCCAUCUUUCAAUGCAGGAACUCCAGGUCUCUUCCCUGCACAGUUUCAAUCCGGUAUUCCUCCAUCUGAUUCAUGGAGGGUUCCAGUUCCGAUUCAACCAAACACUCAGGCACCUGUGCCACUGAACCUACCUUGGGGCAUGAAUGCAAUGAAUAGCAACAACCAAAAUGCUCCGCAAACGCAGGCUCCAGUGAUUCAAAGCAGUGGUUGGGGUCAGAUGCCUGUAAAUCCAAACAUAGGAUGGAUGGGGACCCCGCAAGCCGGAGCAAACCCGAAUUGGGGAUCUUCCGGUUGGGGAGGGCAACCGCAGGUGUAUCCUAAUCCCGGGUGGGGUAUGACAGGUCAAGCUGAAGCUCCAUUGAAUACUGGCUCGGGUCAUGGACCGAAAGCAGGCAACGGAAAUCUGAACUGGGGUUUGAGCAGUCAUGGCCCAUCACCAGGUGGUGCUGCAGCAAUGUGGGGAAACCAACAGAACCAGAACGGAGGAGGGGAUAGUACCACUGGUUAUGGUUGGAACAGAAACUUGAAUGGACAGAGAAUAUGCAAGUUCUUCAGAGAAAAUGGUUACUGUAGGAAAGGAGCAACCUGCGAUUACAUCCAUAACUAAGUCAGUCCUUUAGGGUUUUUUUUGGGAGAGGUUUUAGGACAUUUUGAUGUAUAUAGCAAUCAGUCUUUUUGGUUUUGUUUCUUCUGAAUCAGUAGGUAGUUGUCAGAAAAUCGUGUAAUGCAUGUCUUACUAAAACGUUUCGAAUAAUAUAGGCCAGAAAACCAGCGUACGAUGAUUAUCUCUUCCUUAAUCUACACAUCAGUUGGGUAUAUUA
Messenger RNA from Tarenaya hassleriana, 5651 nucleotides. Its product is annotated as zinc finger CCCH domain-containing protein 19-like. NCBI's taxonomy places the organism in Eukaryota, Viridiplantae, Streptophyta, Magnoliopsida, Brassicales, Cleomaceae. The record is from RefSeq and is a predicted model, not a curated record. Gene Ontology annotation, molecular function: metal ion binding; DNA binding; protein binding.